Rhineura floridana is the source of this 3117-nucleotide messenger RNA. RefSeq names its product TNF receptor associated factor 7 (gene TRAF7). Gene Ontology annotation, biological process: Notch signaling pathway; ribosomal large subunit assembly. Gene Ontology annotation, molecular function: protein binding; zinc ion binding. Bases 340 to 2352 code for a protein of 670 amino acids. Gene Ontology annotation, cellular component: nucleolus. The transcript is spliced from 21 exons. NCBI's taxonomy places the organism in Eukaryota, Metazoa, Chordata, Lepidosauria, Squamata, Rhineuridae. The record is from RefSeq and is a predicted model, not a curated record.
GGCACUGAUGGGAGUUGUAGGCCAGUGGUCGCUUGCAGAGAACGCGGGGGAAGCGCAGCCCUGAGUUAAGAGGACUACGCAUCCCGGCGGCCCGCGCGCGGGGAGUAAUGUGACGCCGCUUCCGACCCGGCGCUGCGAGGCCCCGAGGAGGGGAGCUGACGGCCAGGCGCUUGGCGGCGGCGGCGGCGGAGGAGCUGGACUCUGCUAGGAGGAGUGGGAGGAGGAGGAGGGCCACCAUGUGUCAGGAAGCCGCGCGCGGGCCGCUGGGCGGCCGACUCCUCCCCCUCACUCCCCCGCCUCAGAGGCAGCUUUUAUGACGUCCAAAUGUGGGGUUAGAUUAUGAGCGCCAGCAAGAACGCCCGCUACAAUCGUUUCCCCAGCGGUACAACCAACGGUGCUCCUUCAGAGAACACUAACGGGACAAGAAUGGAGACGACUUUUGGGCCUGCUUUUUCUGCAGUGACUACCAUCACCAAAGCCGAUGGGAGUAGUACGUUCAAGCAGCAUCGCCGGACGCCCUCCUCUUCCAGCACGCUCACCUAUUCCCCACGCGACGAGGACGAUGGCAUGCCACCAAUCAACACCCCACGCCGGUCUGACUCUGCCAUCUCCAUCCGCUCGUUGCAUUCAGAGUCCAACAUGUCCCUGCGCUCAACUUUCUCUCUCCAUGAGGAAGAGGAGGAGCCAGAGCCGCUGGUGUUUGCUGAGCAGCCUUCAGUGAAACUUUGCUGCCAGUUGUGUUGCAGUGUGUUUAAAGACCCAGUGAUCACCACCUGUGGGCACACGUUUUGCAGAAGAUGUGCCUUAACCUCUGAGAAGUGCCCAGUGGACAAUGCCAAGCUGACGGUGGUGGUGAACAACAUUGCCGUAGCUGAGCAAAUUGGGGAGCUCUUCAUUCACUGCAAGUAUGGUUGUCGGCCUGCGGCUAGCGGCAAGCCUUCUGCCUUUGAGGUGGACCCCCAAGGGUGCCCGUUCACCAUUAAACUGAGUGCCAGGAAGGACCAUGAAAGUAGCUGCGAUUAUAGGCCGGUGCGCUGCCCCAACAACCCCAGCUGCCCGCCACUCCUCAAGAUGAACCUGGAAGCACACCUCAAGGAGUGUGAACACAUCAAGUGCCCUCAUUCCAAAUACGGGUGUACCUUCAUAGGGAACCAAGACACCUAUGAGACCCACUUGGAAGUGUGCAAGUUUGAGGGCCUCAAGGAGUUCCUCCAGCAGACAGACGACCGCUUCCACGAGAUGCAAGUGGCCAUGGCCCAGAAGGACCAGGAGAUUGCCUUCCUGCGGUCGAUGCUGGGCAAGUUGUCGGAGAAGAUCGACCAGCUGGAGAAGAACCUGGAGCUGAAGUUUGAUGUGCUGGAUGAGAACCAGAGCAAGCUGAGUGAGGAUCUGAUGGAAUUCCGGAGAGAUGCUUCCAUGCUAAAUGAUGAGCUGUCCCACAUCAAUGCACGGCUGAACAUGGGAAUCUUGGGCUCAUACGACCCCCAGCAGAUCUUCAAGUGCAAAGGCACCUUUGUCGGACACCAGGGCCCCGUCUGGUGUCUGUGCGUCUACUCCAUAGGAGACUUGCUGUUCAGCGGCUCUUCGGACAAGACUAUUAAGGUGUGGGAUACCUGCACCACGUACAAGUGCCAAAAGACCUUGGAAGGCCACGAUGGGAUUGUCCUGGCUCUCUGCAUCCAAGGGAACAAGUUGUACAGUGGCUCUGCUGACUGCACCAUCAUUGUCUGGGAUAUUCAAACCUUGCAGAAAGUCAACACUAUUCGUGCACACGACAACCCUGUGUGCACGCUGGUCUCCUCGCACAACAUGCUUUUCAGUGGCUCCCUAAAAGCCAUCAAGGUUUGGGACAUCGUGGGCACAGAGCUGAAAUUGAAAAAGGAGCUGACCGGCCUUAAUCACUGGGUCCGUGCUCUGGUGGCAUCCCAGAAUCACCUGUACAGUGGCUCCUACCAAACAAUCAAGAUCUGGGACAUCCGGAACUUGGAGUGUGUACAUGUCCUGCAAACAUCAGGUGGGAGCGUCUACUCCAUUGCUGUCACCAACCACCACAUCGUCUGCGGCACCUAUGAAAAUCUGAUUCAUGUGUGGGACAUUGAGUCAAAAGAGCAGAUGCGCACCCUGACGGGGCACGUGGGCACCGUGUAUGCCCUGGCUGUCAUCUCCACACCCGACCAAACCAAAGUCUUCAGUGCUUCAUAUGACCGGUCGUUGCGGGUAUGGAGCAUGGAUAACAUGAUCUGCACCCAGACUCUGCUGCGCCACCAGGGUAGCGUCACAGCACUGGCAGUCUCUCGGGGUCGCUUGUUCUCUGGUGCCGUGGACAGCACAGUUAAGGUUUGGACAUGCUAGUGGGUGCCACUACCUGCUUUUGGAUGGUGGACUACCAAAUACUUCUCUUUCAGCUCACACUUGAUGUUCUGCUUCCUUGCUCUCUGAAGCCCUCUCACUUUGCACGCCAGCAGUGAACACGCUUCGCGCCUCCCCGUGUACCUCAGCAGUGCCACCACUGACACAGCAGGGCUGCCCCUGCAAGAAGGACUGUUUGGUUGGUGGGAAGGCUGGCAGGACUACAUCACACCUGUGGCUUUUCCUGGAUCUCUGUGGGAGGAGAGUUCGAAGCGAAUACCGUCUACAGCUGCAGCCUUCAGUGCCAUUUCCAUCUUGUCCGAUGGAACAAACGGGCUGCUGUGGUCUCAAGACAGAAGCGUUUCGGUGGAGUGGGGAUUCCAGUGAUGAUCCGUGUGAGUACCCACGAUGCACCUUUGCCAACAGCAAUGCUAGCGGCAAGGAGGGGAGAAGGCCCCUCCCCCUUCUGGCAUUUGAUGUAUCCGCUAAGCUCUUUUAUUUGUGCCCACUGCCAGUGAUAAAAACCAAUUUUCCCCUCAUGUAACCAGGUACGAUUUUUAUGUCUCAGAUUCCCAUCCCUCACAUCCGGUACCACAAGGCCAUCCUUUCACAGCAUCAUGUCAUAAGGGCCUCCAUGGUUUAAAAGAGAGAAAAAAAAACUGGGAGAGCCCACUGUUGUGUUUUUACUGACAUUUUCUACUGUUUUUAAGAUUGUGAUAUAGAUUUGGAUUAUUUCUUCCUUUACAAUAAAAAUGGACCAUUGUUUUA